Medioppia subpectinata is the source of this 195-nucleotide messenger RNA. NCBI's taxonomy places the organism in Eukaryota, Metazoa, Arthropoda, Arachnida, Sarcoptiformes, Oppiidae. The record is from the annotation of a GenBank genome assembly.
AUGGCUCACACCGUGCUGUUAGUGCAGGCGAGCGAACUCGAGACCAGACAGUACUCCGAUUAUGACAAUCUCCCAGACGCUCUUCAGGGCGUGUGUCAUAUGUUUGAACAGCACCUGAAGAAGUCGUUCCCGAAGAAUACGGAGAUUCAAUACGAUUUGUCGCAACUCUUCGCAUACAUCGAUGAGUUAACUGAU